Messenger RNA from Rhinopithecus roxellana (golden snub-nosed monkey), 1762 nucleotides. It is a transcript of the gene RTN4IP1, whose product is annotated as reticulon 4 interacting protein 1. The transcript has 9 exons. The coding region runs from base 551 to 1741 and encodes 396 amino acids. Lineage: Eukaryota; Metazoa; Chordata; Mammalia; Primates; Cercopithecidae. The record is from RefSeq and is a predicted model, not a curated record. Gene Ontology annotation, molecular function: zinc ion binding; oxidoreductase activity. Gene Ontology annotation, cellular component: mitochondrion.
CCCUGAGCCCUUCAACAUCGAGUACUUGGAUUGGUUUAAUUGCAGCCCGAGGAAAUGAUCUUUGCAGGCGAUUGGUCGGCGCCGCAAAGCCACCCCGGCGGCUGAGGAGAGCGGGCAGGCAAGGAGAUUCCGGGCCAGGGUCGCGGCGGCAGUCGGCAAGCGUUUGAUUCUUUGGGGUUGGAUCGCGAGCGGUGUCUGCUUGUCCCGCCGAGGUCUCCCAGGACAGGGCAGGGAUCUAGGGGGUUUGCGCACCUGCUUUUUUAUUCCCCCCUUUUUUUUGGAAGGGGAGAGGGUGAAAGGGAGGGAGGAGAAUGGACAGAAUACUGACUGGAACGUUAAUUGGAGCAUUUCAUAUGCGAAGAGCAGAAUAAAAGUUCCAUAUUCUUUCAAUUUCUCCAUUAGAUUAGCUUCAUUUUCGAAUGCUCCGUUUUGCAUGCUUAAUUUUGAAACUAGCCCGUGGUUUGGCAGAAUUUGACCUAAUUCAGGGGUGAGAGUUUGAUCCAGUCCAAGUGUAUUUGAAUUUGAGCACGCAGUUCAACCAGUGUUUACAAUGGAAUUUCUGAAGACUUAUGUACUUAGAAGAAAUGCAUGCACUGCUGUUUGCUUCUGGAGAAGCAAAGUUGUCCAAAAGCCUUCAGUUAGAAGGAUUAGUACUACCUUUUCAAGGAGCACUGUCAUGCCUGCUUGGGUGAUAGAUAAAUAUGGGAAGAAUGAAGUGCUUCGAUUCACUCAGAACAUGAUGAUACCUAUCAUACACUAUCCAAAUGAAGUCAUUGUCAAAGUUCACGCUGCCAGUGUAAAUCCUAUAGACGUUAAUAUGAGAAGUGGUUAUGGAGCUAAAGCUUUAAAUAUGAAGCGUGAUCCUUUACACAUGAAAAUCAAAGGAGAAGAAUUUCCUCUGACUCUGGGUCGGGAUGUCUCUGGCGUGGUGAUGGAAUGUGGGCUUGAUGUGAAAUACUUCAAGCCUGGAGAUGAGGUCUGGGCUGCAGUUCCUCCUUGGAAACAAGGCACUCUUUCAGAGUUUGUUGUAGUCAGUGGGAAUGAGGUCUCUCACAAACCCAAAUCACUCACUCAUACUCAAGCUGCCUCUUUGCCAUAUGUGGCUCUCACAGCCUGGUCUGCCAUAAACAAAAUUGGUGGCCUGAAUGACAAGAAUUGCACAGGAAAACGUGUUUUAAUCUUAGGCGCUUCAGGCGGAGUUGGUACUUUUGCUAUACAGGUAAUGAAAGCAUGGGAUGCUCAUGUGACAGCAGUUUGCUCUCAAGAUGCCAGUGGACUUGUAAGGAAGCUUGGGGCAGAUGAUGUAAUUGAUUACAAAUCUGGAAGUGUGGAAGAGCAGUUGAAAUCCUUAAAACCGUUUGAUUUUAUCCUUGAUAAUGUGGGCGGAUCCACUGAAACAUGGGCUCCAGAUUUUCUCAAGCAAUGGUCAGGAGCCACCUAUGUGACUUUAGUGACUCCUUUCCUCCUGAACAUGGACCGACUGGGCAUAGCAGAUGGCAUGUUGCAGUCAGGAUUCACUGUAGGUUCGAAGGCAUUAAAGCAUUUCUGGAAAGGAGUCCAUUAUCGCUGGGCAUUUUUCAUGGCCAGUGGUCCAUAUUUAGAUGACAUUGCAGAACUGGUGGAUGCGGGAAAGAUCCGGCCAGUUAUUGAACAAACCUUUCCUUUUUCCAAAGUUCCAGAAGCCUUCCUGAAGGUGGAAAGAGGACACGCACGAGGAAAGACUGUAAUUAAUGUUGUCUAAAUAAAAAUGCAGUUUACUGAU